Messenger RNA from Leptomonas pyrrhocoris, 3566 nucleotides. RefSeq lists its product as hypothetical. The transcript has a single exon. Bases 129 to 3566 code for a protein of 1145 amino acids. The record is from RefSeq and is a predicted model, not a curated record. NCBI's taxonomy places the organism in Eukaryota, Euglenozoa, Kinetoplastea, Trypanosomatida, Trypanosomatidae.
AGGACAGCUCAGAGGGAGGAGAGAGGGAGGUUUGAAUUCAUAAUUAGAAAGCCCUGCUGGAUUCAUUUGGAGAGAACACGCCGUUCGACCUUCUUUGUGCUGUCAUUGUCUUAUCACAUUUCUGUCUCAUGCCGCUCUCAAGCUCCCCUUCCACCACCACCACCACCUCCUCCUCCUCGGGUGUGGUGCACACCACGUUGCCACUGCAGGCAUCACCUCCGUCGAACCAGCAAAAACAGCAGCAGCAGCAGCAGACGUACGCGGAGGUGGACGUCGACGUGCCGUCGACAACUGCACACGUCGCCAGAGCCCACAACGCCACCACACACUCCACGAACGGCAGCGAUGAAAGCUACAAUGAUGAGGAUGAGUACCAUCAAGGUAAUACAUCACCAGGCCAGCAGCAGUCGCAGCGACGUGCAGGGACACCAACAACCGCGAGAGGACACAAUGCGGAUGGCAGCGAUGAGCACAGGGAGUUCGCUUCCGACGGCAACGUAGAAGCGGUGGUGGACGAAGAAGAAGUAGAAGAAGAGGAUGAUGAAGAAGAAAUACGAGAUGAACUCGAUUUCUACUGCCAGCCCUCAUAUUUGUAUCCAACGUUAGCGUCCUCCACACCGCCAGAAGAUCAGCAACGAGCCACGGGGCCGGCAGGACGAAACGCGUCCGGCCUGGUUCCCUCUUCAUCGCAGUCGUCCUCCACCGACAGACGAGGGGAUAACGAAGAAACGGACGAAGACGCGGGGGCAGCGGACCGCAACAGCAUGGAUGCGCCGCCGCCACCGCCGUGUCGUGGUACCCCCUCACCGCACCUCCACGCGGACACGGGGGCACACCGCAGCGAGGUCGUCCCCGCUCAUGCGCCCUCUCCAACGGUUAAGCUGCCCGACGCAGUGGGUGUUGGCGACAGGGACGCACGCGAGGAACGUGUCUAUCACCAGCUCUACCCCACCGCUCCACGAGACAGCAGCAGCAGCAGCAGAAGUACCAGUAGGGAUGAGCAGCAGCGCUCGACGCACGACGGUGAAGCUUGUCACGACAGCUACAACGAAGCCGACGGGACGGACAACGUGUGCGUACGGAAGCCUUCGCACCGUCACCACACUCCACCGGCUGCGCCCCGCGCGAUGAGCCACAGUUAUCACAGCAUCCAUAACGACAGUAAUAGAUGCAACGCGGAGGCAGCAGCGGAGUCUGCUGAUGGACCGUACGUGCCGCCGCUCAUGGCGGAGUACGAUGGAGAGCUGUUGCAGAUCAUUAGGAGCUACUACGUGCGCAAACGCGCUGCAACGGCAGCAGCAGCAACAACAGCGCGAACCACAGUGACGUCGGCCGAAGACGCAUCAGUGGUGUCGUCGCGUGAGCUGAACGGUCCGUCUGUUGUUGGUUCAUCCGUCACGCAGGGCGGGAGCGCGAGAGGCAGCAAGGGAGAGUUGUUGGCGCAUACAAGCAGCAACAGCGGCGCCAACAAGAACGAUGGCAGCGCUGCGGUCACAGGUGGCGACGAUGGUAGCGACGCAGCACACGAUCCUCGUCAUCUUCUUCCUCCUCCGCGAUUAUCUCACACACUGGCACGUGAGGAGGAGGCAUGCAUGCUGGUGCAGUUACCAGCAGCGGUCGCAUCCACGCAGCCGUGCCACAGCACCAACAGCAACGACCUCAGCUGUAGAGAGCAGAAUACUACGGCUAUGAACUCCCGGGAUGUUCGUGGCGCUGCACACAUCAACUAUGGUCCCUCAGCGCGAUCAGCAGUGCCAUCCGCCUCUUUCGCGCCCGACUACGCGAGCUCCGCGUUGGAUCGCAUGAGCGGCGUGCGCCUCCACGUCAGCAACCACGACAACACGCACAAGAACAGCAGUGGUGGUAAUGGCAGUCCAUCGUCGGUGCAGCCGCGCCUCUCCGGCGAUGGACGUCCCCUCACGGGAGGCACAACAAACAUGAACAGCAGCAGCAGCAACGGCGGCGCGUACGCCCUACCACCACCGCUGACGGACACACAACGGCAGCAGCAACCACUACCACCUUCGCAGCGAGCCGAUCCACGCUCCUUUGGGCCCUUCUCUGCAGCUCUACCGCCCGCCUAUACAACUCCGCCCACGAGGAGAAGUUUAAGUGAUAACGCCGCUGCGGUGACCAACUCGUCGUCUUCUGUGUUUCAUCGGCGCUUCGCAUCGUCGCUGCAGGAAGGCGGAGACGGCGGUGCGUACGGAGUAGACGCGCGUGAGUUCGACGCACAGAGCUACGCCUCAACGCAGCAGCCGUACCGCACUGCCUCUACGUCCGCGUCGAUGGCGUUUCCCUUCUCCGGUGAUGGUGCUGCCGCCGCCACGGCCAGUGCUGCGGCAGCAAACAAUACCAAUAACAACAGUGGUAGUAGUGGUGUUAUGACGAUGGACCCUGCAAGUUGGAGCGGCAGCGGGUUCUUCCGCAGCCCCGCCCUCGCCGCCGCUGGAUGGGUGGGAGGGGCGAUUGCGCCACGUGGCGGUGUCAGCGGCCAAAGCGGGAGUGGAGGUGCGCUCGCCAGCGGCCUCUCCGCGCUCUCCAGCCUGCCCUCCUACAGCUCGACCUCCUUCGUCCGCGCCUACGUCUCCGACAUCAGUCUCAGUCUCGAGCCGGCCGUUCUCGUGUCGGCGCUGACGGCCGCGCUGAACAUCAUCGUCGUGGCAUUCCUGCAGCACCACGUCCUCGACACCCGCGAUCACCUCGGGCUGUUUCUUAUCGGCAGCUACAUGAUCUUCGCGUCCUACUACAUGAUCUACUACUUCCUCGAGCGGUUCUCCGGCUCGUUCCGUCGGAUCGCCUCGCAAGACAAGAAGUUCUACAUUAUUGGCAAUUUAAUCAAGGCAGGUAUUCUUGUUUCGAUUACCCCCUUCGCCUGUGUGCAUCUAGUGAAGAUCAUCGUCUUCGACGCGUGGGAGAGCAACAUCCUGCGCAACCUCGGCUGCAUCUACGCCAUUCCCGACUUCAUUUCGAUGAUCAUCGUGCGACGCAUGCGCUGGUCCACGUGGAUUCACCAUGCCUGCGUCAUCGUCUUCAACUACUUCAGCAUUAUGAACAACUACCAGCACGAAAACGUGUGUCGAUGCGUGGUCGUCUACGCAGCCUUUUCGUCCUUCGCGUACUGUGUGAACGUGCUGCUGGCGUCGCGGUUUCUGGGUGUGUCCGUCAACGCUGCGCGCGUGUUGUCGUUUGUGGCCUUGGUCGUGUACGCGCUGUGCUGCGCGGUGAACUGGGCCUGGCAGGUGUACUACCUGCGCCGCCUGCUCACGACCGGGCACGAGCACUGGACCGUGUACGCGUACAUGUUCCUCAUCUCGCUUGUGAUGUGGGAUGACAUCUACCUGAACCGGUGGCUGCUGCAUCACGCUCGCAACAACUCAUACGCGGCGUCGCAGCAUCUUCAGCAGCACCGCAUGCGACAGCAACAGCAAUCACAGCAGCGGCAACCAUCACCGCAGUCGUCCCCGCUUUUUGCCGCGCAGCUGCGGCCGGGACUUCUUUUCCGCAGUCAAUCGGAGCAGCAGCUCCCGGGGCCGCAGAUCGGUGUGCCACCGCGAGCGCUGUAA